UUUUUUUUUUUUAAAAUUUGCAUAUUAAUUUUUAAAAAAAAAAAAAACCCCCCCCCCCCCCCCUCCGCACUCCCCCCCCCUUUCCUCGCAACGCCAGCCUCUGCCUCCGGGAGGGAAAUAGCCGGGUGAAAUCUCCCUCUGUUUCCAUGGACAACCCGUCCAUUAUCACCCAGGUGACUAACCCCAAAGAGGAGGAGAUCCUGUCCUGCGCUCAGGAUAAAGUGUCCCAGUGUAAUAUCAGCUUGAAGAAGCAAAGGAGUCGAAGUAUCUUUAGCACCUUAUUCUGCUGCUUUCGUGACUACAAUGUCGAACCACCAUCUACCAACAGCACCAGUGCUCUUCCUCCUUUGGUGGAGGAGAAUGGAGGACUUCAGAAGGGUGACCAGAUGCAGGUCAUGCCUAUACCAAGUCCACCAGCUAAAUACCUCCUGCCAGAACUGACAGCAUCAGACUAUGGGAAGAAGUGUGUGGUCAUUGAUUUAGACGAAACUUUAGUGCACAGUUCAUUUAAGCCAAUUAGCAAUGCUGAUUUCAUCGUUCCUGUUGAGAUUGAUGGAACCAUACAUCAGGUUUAUGUAUUGAAACGACCACAUGUGGAUGAGUUUCUUCAGAGGAUGGGAGAGCUCUUUGAAUGUGUACUCUUCACAGCCAGUCUAGCAAAGUAUGCAGACCCAGUAGCCGACUUACUGGAUCGCUGGGGUGUGUUCAGGGCAAGGCUAUUUAGAGAGUCCUGUGUUUUCCACCGAGGAAAUUACGUGAAGGAUCUGAGUCGGCUGGGACGUGAGCUGAGUAAAGUUAUUAUAGUGGAUAAUUCUCCUGCAUCUUACAUCUUCCAUCCUGAAAAUGCAGUGCCUGUGCAGUCCUGGUUUGAUGACAUGACAGACACAGAGCUGCUAGAUCUUAUUCCUUUCUUUGAAGGACUAAGCAAAGAGGAAGAAGUUUACAGUAUGCUUCAUAAACUCUGCAACAGGUAGCCCUUAACUUUGACUGACUUCUGCUACUAGAUUGCAGUUGCUAGAGGAUGUCUCCAUCUUUUUCAGCUCUUUCAAAUGUAAGCUUUGGGGAGGUCCCUCCUGUCAGAAGUGCUACUCUUGAUCUUCCUCUUACAUUGGACACGAAGGACAAUCAUGAGUGAUGCUAUUAAGCCUUCAGAAGCCUGACUCCUAAGGUCAUGUGUUCAGACUACUUUUUUAAAGGAAAAAAAAAAAAAAAAGCUAUUUUAAAUGGGACUCUUUUAAUGAAUUUCAUAAAUGGACAUCUUUUACUGGAUCAGCUUUUCUUAAAACAUGCCAAAAAAGAAGCUUGUAUUUCAGCAGUUGAAUUUCUCUCCCUUUCUUCCCCUCCCACUAUGCAGACAAUUUUACCCCCCUGCUUAGAGCAGUUGACCUGACUCUGAAUUUUUUCUUACAGAAUGAAGUGCCUUUUUGAAUGUUAUUUUAAGAUAAAAAUUCAUUUUUGUAUAAGACUUAUUUCCAGACAUCUUUUAGUCUUGUAUUGUCUAAAUGCUUUAAAAGGAAAAAGGAAAAAAAAAAAUUUAUAGAGCACUGUAAUAUAUAACAAAGGAAAAAGUUAAAACAAAGAUGCUGGGUUCCUGUCUCCACGUUGACAUUAAGUUGUAUUACGUUUUGUCAUGCUCAGAAGGUUCAAGCGUUUGUGGGAGGGGCGAUUUGGAUUACACGGUUAUUUCACUGAUACGAUUUUGGAUGCGGUUUUGAACAUAUCUGCAGUUGUUUGAGUAUUAGGGAAUGAUGGAAUUUAGAAAAUAGGGUGACAAAUAGAUCUAAAGCACCUUCUAUUCUAGACAGAUGAAGUUCUAUUGUUUCUGCUUACGCACAACUGCCAUGCCUCUCUUUUUUUUUUUGGAAAAUCAUUAUCUUGGGAGAAUGGGGAGGAGAUCUAUUUAUUAGUUUAAAAUUCUUUUCUUAAAAAGAAACCCAUCUGGGUAAGCUGGAUCUGUAUUGAGCUGUUUGGAGUACUUUUUUCUUUUAAUUGCUGCUACUGUAUACUCACCAAAUGGAGUUGACCAUCGGCUGUUAUACUGUUUUUGCCACUGUGCCUGUGCUAUGAAACAUUUUCUGUAAGCUGCAAACUAGGGCAAUAAAUAAAAUGCAGGCUUCAUAACCCACCCUUACGUAUCAAUCCCAUGGUAUUUGAUAUACCAGAGAACUCAGUUAAAGGUGACGUGCAAAGGAAUUUUUUUUAUCAUUGUGUAGGGUUUUCUGUGUUUGUUUUUUUUUUUCAGUUUAGAUGAAGCCCUCUCCUUUCUUUGGUAUAUAAACAUGGGAAGAGUAUUUUUCCCUUAUCUCUGAUUUGUUUUUCUUCUUUCCCAAGGUGUAAGGUACAGGCUGGGAAGCUAUCACAAGACUUCAUAGAAUGGAAGAAGUUCCUAGCCUAGGCUUUUCUCUAAAGCAGUCCUCUGCUUUGGCGCUAAAUAAACCUCAUCUUUGAAUCUGGAAUUCUGCUUAGCACCUACAUUUCUGUAGGGUCAUUAAUACCCUAGAAAAACACUUAACUACUUUAAGCCUUUUGAAGGAAAAUGCUUUUUUUUUUUUUAAUUUUUUUUUUCCUUUGCAGCGUCACCUUGUAAUUAUUUCCCGCACCAGAAAUCUACAACCACAAAAAUCCCAGCUCUGUUGGGCUGUCAGAAAAGAAAGCCGAUCAGAGCAGUUGGUGCUUCUAAUUAGCCUAGUGCUAAAUUCUCAACAGUAGAUCCCCUUUGCCUUUUGCCUUUUUUUCUUGAAAAGUCUUGACGACUUGGGGUUGGGGGGGAGGGGGGGGGGGUUGCAAUGGACUUGGAUCUUCAUCCUUGUUUUUAGACAACAAAUUGGUGAAGCAGCUUAAGGAAUCCAUUCAUAGAAGGGCAGGCCAGCCGACACAGGCAGUGAGGAGAUAGUCACGGGCGCAGCGUGAGCCUGGAGGACGACUUGCCCCUUGCAGUGCCGCUGUGCCUGGCGGGGAGGGCGAUGGAGGCAGCCCCGGGACACUCGUGAGUCUGUACGGCGUCCCCGUUUUCUUUUUCUUACCAGUUGGCAUUACCUUAGUACUGUAUCAUUCUGUGCCACAACAAAGACAAAACUGACGCUUAAGCAUUAAAAUAAAAAUUAAAAAAAACACCCUACGAUGUUUCAGCAAAGCUGUAUGGAUUCUGGUUAGUCCAUUAACGUUCACUUUCAGUUUAAGAUUGUUUAGUUUUGUAUCUGAAUUCAGAGUAAUGAAACUGUAAGCUGCCAAAAAGUUGUUCUCUGAGCAGUAUUUUCAACUGCGUUCGUAGCUUCUGUGCUGCGAAUGCAGUCUGCAGGGAAGUAUUCAGGUUGUAGUUAGUUGUGCAGGUAUGAUAGGAAUGGCUGAAAAACAAAAAUUCAAAGACUUUCUCGCUAGCAUUAGACCAAACAAUCUUCCACCUAGACAAUAAAUAACCCCGCUGAGGCGUUACCAUUGUACGGUUGUAACCUGUUCCACGUGAGACGAACCAUGGCGUUAGUUCGCAUUUAUGGAAGCAGCGAUUUCAUGAACCAGUUGCCUUAAGUCUGUGAAUGAAUGUUGAUUAUUAAAGUGUCUUGUAUUGUUUUUAAAAUCCACAUAUAAUGGACAACUGAACUUCUGUUCCAGCUUCUGGAUGAACGGUUUUGAUGAUGCUCUGUACGGCCCUACUUGUUUUGUAUUGUUUUUCAGCUCUUGAAAUCCACAAAUUCCCAGAAGGGAAAAAAAAAUGAAUAAAGCAUUAAAACGAUACUUGGUGACGAUACAAAAGGGUAAAACUUCGCAGCAGUUUUAAUCUCAGCUAGUAUCUUAAGGCUAUUUUCUGUAAUUUCUGUUGUAGGGUUUGGUUUUUGUGCUUUUUUUGUUUGUUUUUUUAGCUCUUUCCCAUUGAAAUAAAAGUUGCAGUGUUCUGCAGUCAAGUGUGGGCUUGCCUGGCUAUUCAAAUUUGGGCAAAGGGAUCAAACCAUCAUAUUUUGUUGUACUUACAAAUUCAUGUUUUAAGUUUGUUUGAAUAUACAUGCGCUAUAUAUUUAAAGCAUCCAGAUUUUAACAAAGCAAUAGAGUUCUGUCUGUAAAGCCAGAUCAAGGAGUGGAAUGUUUGUGAAAUUUGCAAUACGGGUAUUUGAUAGUAUUUUAAGUACAAGAUUUAAAAAAUGAAGAUAAGAGACAAAAUAUUUCCUAAACCUCCAGCGUAUUUCAAAGUGCAGUUAAUGCAUGCAGGUCUACAGGGUUUUAUUAACCUUGGCUCUCAGUCACAUUUCUGGUUAUCAGAAGAGCACUAACAAGUCUUUUCCAGUUGAUCAUUCUGUCCAAGAAAAGAAACGCUGCCUGGCCUGAAGUUCUGUUGUCCGUUUUAUGUUGGGUUAAAAAAAGGGUUUUUGCCUGUAUAGGUAUUUUUAAAUUAAGCUGUAAGGCAGAAUGCCUUCGAUUCUUGAAAUUCAACUGAAGUGUUACGAUUAAAUUGCCAUUUGUUAAACUAGGGCUGUGCGCGGGCUAUUUGUUAACCGCCAGGAAGCGCAGCAGGUCUCGAUGGAGGCUCGUAGCAAAUGUACAGUAUUGCUGUGUGCACUUAGGUAGCUUCGGAGGAAUAAUUUGUCUAUUGUUUUGCCCUCUAAUCUUUUUUCAAACAGCAGAGUUAUACACAUGGAAGAGACUCGACACCUGAAGAGAUUGGGUUAUCGGUGUAUGCAAUCACUUUAUCACGGCAUGAUUUUGAUUAGCCUGGUUGGGGACAAUAAAGUAUCGGAAUGACACCGGUGUGUACUGAUGUUGCAGCUUUUGAAAUUUCAGUGUAAAAAAAAAAAAAAAAACAAAAAAAAAACUGUAGCUAUAUGAUUUACAAACACGUAAUCCUAUGUUUUACAGAUUCUUUUUAACUAAUAAAACACAGUACCGCACAGCCCUAUUUGUAAAACGACGACAUGUUUGUGCCUCUGAUUUCCAAGGUGCUGUGAUGUAUGCCUUUGUGGGGCGAGGAGGGCAGGUGAGACGUGCGCGGGGCGAUGGCUUUAAAAAAUCUCUGGGCUAACUAUGCAAAACCAGCUGUCAGUUUUCUGUUUCGCAUUAUAUUGUAAAAAUCCAGCUGACUUUUUCUUUCUUUCUUUCUUGUUAAAGAUCUAUUGGGAACUUCUUAAAAGAGGAGUAAGCAAUGGAAAUGUUUCUUGAUUUUUUUUUUCUAAUAAUGGAGCUGUUUACACUUUAAUGCAAUGAACAAUCCAGCGAUACUUGAGAAACACUACAGAUACCAUUUGAGUGUUUUCAGGAGAGAGAAGUGUUGUCAAUCAGGUAUUGAAUGGUUUCUUUACUGUCACAAAUAAAAAGAUUUUAACAAUAUA
This is a messenger RNA of Oxyura jamaicensis (ruddy duck), 5315 nucleotides long. It is a transcript of the gene CTDSPL, whose product is annotated as CTD small phosphatase like. The record is from RefSeq and is a predicted model, not a curated record. The transcript has 8 exons. Lineage: Eukaryota; Metazoa; Chordata; Aves; Anseriformes; Anatidae. Gene Ontology annotation, molecular function: RNA polymerase II CTD heptapeptide repeat phosphatase activity. Bases 147 to 974 code for a protein of 275 amino acids.